AGCGGUCUUUUGUCUCUUCUUCAUUGAUUAAACUCUAUAGUAUAUUAAAUAUGAAGGAGCUUCAAAGACAGACCAACAUGGAAGACAGAAUUUCUUUGAUCAAGAACGAUGUCACUGAAUUGAUUGGUAACACACCAAUGGUGUAUCUAAAUAAAAUUGUUGAUGGUUGCGUUGCCCGUAUUGCUGCCAAGCUUGAGAUGAUGGAGCCUUGCUCUAGCAUCAAAGACAGAAUCGCGUAUAGUAUGAUCAAAGAUGCAGAAGACAAAGGAUUGAUUACUCCCGGAAAGAGUACAUUGAUUGAGGCAACGGGUGGUAACACCGGGAUUGGUUUAGCCAGCAUCGGGGCUUCAAGAGGUUAUAAAGUGAUUCUUUUGAUGCCUGCAACUAUGAGCUUAGAGAGGAGAAUCAUUAUGAGAGCAUUAGGUGCAGAGGUUUAUCUCACAGAUAUGAGCAUAGGGAUUAAAGGACAGUUGGAGAAAGCUAAAGAGAUAUUAAGCAAAACUCCUGGUGGUUACAUACCACACCAGUUUAUAAAUCCUGAAAACCCCGAGAUUCAUUACAGAACCACGGGUCCGGAGAUUUGGAGAGAUUCAGCAGGGAAAGUAGAUAUCUUGGUAGCCGGUGUUGGAACUGGUGGAACGGUUACUGGAACAGGGAAGUUCCUUAAAGAAAAGAACAAAGACAUUAAGGUUUGUGUGGUGGAACCUGCCGAAAGUGCGGUACUCAGCGGAGGAGAACCAGGUCCACAUUUGAUCCAAGGAAUUGGCUCUGGUGAAAUUCCAACCAAUUUGGACUUGAGCAUUGUUGAUGAAAUCAUUCAAGUGACAGGUGAGGAAGCUAUUGAAACAGCCAAGCUUCUUGCUCUCAAAGAAGGAUUAUUGGUUGGAAUAUCCUCUGGAGCUUCAGCAGCGGCUGCGUUAAAGGUUGCAAAGCGGCCAGAAAACGCAGGGAAACUCAUUGUGGUUAUUUUUCCCAGUGGAGGAGAACGUUAUUUAUCGACUGAAUUGUUUGAGUCAGUCAGAUAUGAAGCUGAGAAUUUGCCAGUUGAAUAAGUAGUAACGUAGGAUUCAAUAAGAGAUGUUGGUACCAAGAUUACAGUUUGAUUAUUGUAAAAUCAAUAAGAGUUACUUAU
Messenger RNA from Arabidopsis arenosa, 1132 nucleotides. NCBI's taxonomy places the organism in Eukaryota, Viridiplantae, Streptophyta, Magnoliopsida, Brassicales, Brassicaceae. The record is from the annotation of a GenBank genome assembly.